CUUUGUUAUGAAGUCAUAAUUUAAUCCUUUGCUUGUACGAUUUCACACUUCUGACACGGACAGAUUCGCUCGAUUUGAAGCCCGGUCACGGUGUCUGAUAAUGGCGGCGUUUGGAACUUUCAAAUCCCCCGUGAUGUCAUUGUUUUUCCCGAUGUUUCUUUUGAUGACGAUGCCUUUGAUAUCCAAAGCUUUGAUGCAUCCAAGGGGAAGGCCGUCUCAAUGUGUUAAAAUCGAAAAUUCGGCUUGUCGAGGAAACUACAACUACACAACAUUUCCAAACAUACUCGGACAUGAAGACCACGAUGAAGCUUCAAGAAGAUUUGACGAAUUCAAUCCACUCACAGAUACUGAGUGUUCCCCUCAUGUCAAAUUCUUCCUAUGUUCGCUACAUUUCCCUAUGUGUGUACCACAGAUUCCCUUUGGAAUCCCAGCAUGCCGAGCAAUGUGCGAAGAAGUUCGUCGUAAAUGCGAACCUCAUAUGAAUAUAUUCAAUCUAAACUGGCCAGAAACUAUACAGUGUGAAAAAUUACCGGAUCACACUUCAAUGCAAUGUAUGCACCCACCUCAAGGAUUAAACGGGGAGGAGAAGGUGAUAGCCGAUGAUCCCAACACGAAAACUUCGCCUGAUGACGUCAUACCCAGAGAUGACGUAACAGAUGACGUCAUGACGCUUGAACCACCAUCCCGUGGAAAUCGCAGACAAAAACAAAGUAAACGAAGAAGAGACAGAAAAGGCGGAAAGACGAAACCAAAUAAAGAUGUGGAAAAACCCCCUCAUCACAAAGAGGAAGUUAAAGAAGAUCUUGAUAUACAAACAGAAGACGUGAUGGCAGGGGAUGAUGGAUUAGUUCAGAAUGUAGAAGAAGUCAAAGCGGGUGUGGAGGAGGAGCCUCCGUCGAAGGCGCCCAAGUGGAAUCCGGUGAAAAUCGGGGAAGUUCCACUAUUUCCCGCAGUCGACUCUGACACCGAUUAUCCGGAUGGUGGCUAUCCGGUGUAUUCAAACACGGAUUACGACUCCGACGCUGGAAGUCAGUUUCAUGACGUUGAUGACAAAUCGAAAACGAUUUGCAAAAAUCCAGACAAAUUUCUAUACGUUGAAAAAAUCGACAAAUGCCUCCCGAUCUGUGACACAACGAUCGAUGUAAUGUUCAGCUCAACAGACAAACGUUUUGCCUACUACUGGAUGCUGGCCUGUUCAAUAUUGUGCAUCGUCUCAUCUGCACUAACUGUGGGAACGUUUAUGGUAGAUUCCAAAAGAUUCAGAUACCCAGAGCGACCGAUCAUUUUUCUUUCUCUGUGUUAUCUCUUAUACUCGUCAGCGUAUCUCGUUCGACUCGGUCGCGGGCCAGAAGGAAGCGUUUCUUGCGUCACACAGGAUAAUAGUGACGUCACACACAUUGUCAUGGGAGACCUGGAAAGUACCGGAUGUACAGCGGUGUUCUUCCUCCUCUACUAUUUCGGGAUGGCGGCAGCGGUCUGGUGGGUGAUUCUGAGCGUCACGUGGUUCCUGGCAGCCGGAUUGAAAUGGGGGCACGAAGCGAUAGAAGCUCAUGGAUUCUACUUUCACUUGGUGGCGUGGUUGGUACCGGCUGCACAAACGAUUGUUGUCUUGGUGAUGGGGAAAGUGGAUGGCGACGAACUAACAGGCCUCUGCUACGUUGGUAACUUGGAACGCGACUCGUUGCUGUACUUCGUUAUUGUACCCUUGGCUGUGUAUCUGGCAGUUGGAGCUUUAGCUCUUGGAAGUGGAUUCUUAUCAUUAUUCAAAAUCCGACGAGUAAUACUAAGAAAAAGUGGAGAAAAGGACGCAGGGAAACUGGAAAAACUCAUGCUCAAAAUCGGGAUUUUCACAGUACUCUAUAUCGUACCAACGGCUUGCGUAGUGGCCGUCAAUGUAUACCAAUAUAAAAACACCCCGCUGUGGAUGGAAAGAGCCGAAUCACGGCCUUGCUACCCGACAGAAAUCGAGAAAGGCACGUUUACUCCUUACAGAAGAACAUCCCGUAAUGCGCCUGAAAUACCUCCAAGUUAUUCGCACUACGGCGAUUCUGCGCAGUAUUACCCAUAUAGAGAGAUUGUUUAUGGACCCAGAAGGCCCCAUUACACUGACUAUGUAGCCACAGGAUACGAUGGCGCGCAGUAUAUUCACCCCGGAGCCAGUUUUACCGGAUAUGGAAGGUAUCCGGAUACUCAACCCCGGUUUGAAUAUGGAACCGGAUCAUUCCAUUCUGAUUCGGUUAGUAGCCCACAAGGAGAUGAAAGUGGGGGGAGUUAUGAUUCUUCACUUUACAAUGGGCGCCGUCUAGUGGUCGUUCCACAACAUUUAAUUCCCGAAUACCCACCCGGAAGAUAUUAUAAACAUCCAAAACCUCCAAUGACCUAUGAUCCUAAAAUGGCGCACGUUUUAAAAACAUAUGCGGAAGGUCAUGAUCAGCGAAAUAAUGGCUUACAACCUGACAAAGAAGUUGGUUUCGAAAAUGAGAUGGAUAGCGACUGCCAUCUCGUGGAUUCUAUUCCUUCGUUUCCGAUUUUCGCAAUCAAGAUCUUCAUGUCUCUCCUUGCAGGAAUAACUAGUGGAAUUUGGGUUUGGAGCGGGAAAACGUACACAUCUUGGAAAUUAUUCUGCAGAUCGUCAUGGUGCGGAAAGUCGACCAAAGAAAAGGAAAAUGUCAGCAUUACUCCCCAUGCUACCAGUAUCGGCAACUUAAAUGCCCCUCCGUCAGUUACAUCUCAAUUACUACCCAAAGUACGUGAACGCCCCGCCCCCGACGGGGAAGUCCCCUCCCCAGAUGGUAAUCGUUACUCCUAUCCAGUACUAUCCGACCGUUAUCAAGGCUAUCAACCAGUGACGCAAGAAGAUGACCAUACCAACAAACGUGACAUCACACAUUAUACGUCAUCAGUAGACCGACGAGGACAGAAAACUGGCCUUACACUGGGAGAUAUCGCCAGAGAAUAUAGCGAUAACUUGGAGUCCGAGUACCGAGAAAUGGACUUUUACCGAAGUUGUGAACUAGCACAUCCCCGAAAUGGGACUUACAUUGUACCACCGUGCCACAAUGGUGACGCAACAAAGAACAAUAAGUCGUGGUUUAAAAACAAUUCAAAAAAGGCGCGAAAUCACACGACACGUGACUCUAUCAAUACUAACAAAUCGAAUCGCGCCAUUCCAAACUUAUACGAAGAGCCGACAUCAAAUCGAGAUAGAGCUAUUCAUUGCAACAGACAAACAAAUAGAAACAAUGGCACUGAAUUCGAGCUGCCUCAUGGUCAGAAAUAUGGCAAAAAUAACAUAAACAGAGUCCGUAAAUAUAGCGAGAACGAUGUCAAUAAAUUGGGUUUAGUAUCUCAGUCUGGUUUCAGUCCAGUGUCCACAUCAACACGCAAGAAAGCUGAGUCUGUCCAUGUCGGGACCAAAGUUCUCAAUUAUUAAAUGCGUCUCAACAAAUAUGUUCCAUGACAAAAAAAACAAGGUUUUUGUUAAAUUUAAAUAUUGCUUAGUUCAAGGAUUUACAUUUUACAGGAUUUGAUACUCGGGCAGGCUCUUGUUCCAAGGAAUAAAUAAUUGGCGGAAAAUAGUUUGCACAUUUUAAAUCGUACUAACGUUUUUUGAUUUAUCAUUUGUGCCAUGAAUCUAAGUUCGGAAACGUACUCUACUGUUUUAUACCUAUGUUAUGGAAUUCAGCUACCUACAAGUACCACACAAGAGUAAUGCUCAUUGUGAUCACUUCUGCAAAGCCCAGUACUGAAAGAAUAAACAGACCCGUCUUUUUUCACAAGUAAAUAAUUAAUUUUGAAUAUCAAGAUUUUUAAUAGUGUUCAUUAUACAUCAAAAGUGUGAUUUUUAUAUUAAAAAAGAUUGCGAUUUUAUUGCACCAAGGCGAAACUAAGAUUGUGCAGUGUUUCUCCGCUAUUUAUGGCUCGUGGCUCCCUUUCGGAAGUUUUUGGCACCUGUGGCCCUCAUGUUUAUCAAUCCAGGGAUAUCUAUAGUGUUAUUUAAUUGUCAAAUUCCACGUCUCAAUAUGUUCAAACAAUUCAUGCUCAACAAAGUGACCCCUCCGGACCCCCUGCCCCACUAUGCGAAAUAACCUUAUCAAUCAAUGAAUCUUGAAAAAAAUGGGAGUUUUCUUGAAAAAUUACGGCUCCUUAUUGGUAACCGCUAUUCUAUGGAAUCCUGUUGUUAAACAAUUAUAGUUUCAAUUAUUUUUUUCAACUGUUUAGCAUUAACAUAUCUCCUCAUUUGAUGAAAUGUACUAUUUCUUAUUAUACUUUGCACACUGAUUCCCGUCCAUGGAUAUCGAAGUACUUUGUUUAUUAAUAUUAUUUCUCUUGACAUUUGUUUUUCUUAUUUAUUUUUCCUCAAUUAAAAAUAACAUCCUCAAAUAUGUUGUUAAAAAGUGUUGCGAAAUGACAAAUGUAUAAACAUAUGCCAAUUUGAUAAUGCGGAAAUUUUGCAUUAUUUUUCAGUCAGCAGUUUCAUAUCAGUCCUAAACAAGUACAACAUUGUGGUACAAAUUCUUGGAUACCUCAUUCCAUAAUAUCCAUAAAGUCUUAAAAUUGCAAAAAGAAUUUAUCGAUACCCUAUAUUGUUUUGGCCCUCACAGAUGUAUUAAAUAUAAAGUAAAAAUACCAAAACAAUUAUUGAUUAAAAAACAACAAUUCUGGUUAACAUAUAUUGAGAACUGACCUCAUAACAAAUUUAAAAUCGGAAAAGGAAUUCAUCGAUAUCAGAUAUUAGGCUGGCCCUCACCGAUGUAUUAACUGAGGUAAAAAUACCUAAACAAUUACUGAUGAAAAAAAAAAGAUAUAUUGAGAGGGCGAAUGUUGAAAUUUCGAAAAAGUUCAACUAAAAAUGUUACAAAUGUGUUUUUUUAACUAGUAUUCAUUCAACCAUUGUUUGAAGCAAUAUUCGGAAGUUUAAAAAUCACUAAAUAUAUUUUUGCCCAUUUCCUCAAAGCAGAUUUUUAAAUAUUCGCCAUUCUGGCGAAGCCGUCAAAUUUUCAGCGUCGAUUUGAAAUUGUUCCAAGAACACCCGGUAAUUUGUAACAACACCACUUGUCAACCCCUUUCUCGUUUGUCAACUGUUUUAGUUUUUGUUUUGCACAAAUUUUUUGUACAUUCGAUUUUUAAAUUUAUUGCGUUUGUUACUUUUAGUUGGGCGUUGCCCUUUAUUUCUUGUUUUUUA
Molecule: messenger RNA, 5185 nt
Organism: Styela clava
Lineage: Eukaryota; Metazoa; Chordata; Ascidiacea; Stolidobranchia; Styelidae
Source: RefSeq, a predicted model, not a curated record